Molecule: messenger RNA, 569 nt
Organism: Salvia hispanica
Lineage: Eukaryota; Viridiplantae; Streptophyta; Magnoliopsida; Lamiales; Lamiaceae
Product: putative phytosulfokines 6
Biological process (GO): cell population proliferation
Cellular component (GO): extracellular region
Molecular function (GO): growth factor activity
Source: RefSeq, a predicted model, not a curated record
UUAUUACACUCUCCACUUCCUUUCCCUAUGUAUUUAUGCUAAGCAUAUGCUCCAUUCACCUCUCCCAACAAUAACCCCUCUUUCUCCCCUCUCUCUCUCUCUCUCUCAACAAUGAAGAAGAAGAUCCAUUCACUUGCACUUCUCCUCAUUCUUGUUUUCCUCGUCACCAUAUCUCACACUUCUUCAAGGAAGCUCUCAUCAAACCAAGAAAUCAAGAUCAAUAAAUCUGUUACAGGAAAUGGAGAGACUGAAUCUUUCCAUAAUCUGAUGGGGAUGGAGGAGUGUGGAAAUGAAGAUGAAGAGUGCUUAAACAGAAGGAUUCUUGCAGAUGCUCAUCUUGAUUACAUCUACACCCAGAAUCAGAAGAAUUGAAAAUAUUCAACAAAUUAAUUAAAAUAAAACAGUUAUUUAUGCUGGUUUUUAUAGAGAGUUUAAUCUUGAGAUAAUGUUUUUUAUUUUCUCUGUCUUUAUUGAUCAGAAGUGAAAACUGGGCUCUCAGCUGGCAAAUUUUCAGACAUGUAAGUUAUUUACUUCUUACUACUAGUAUAUAUGUGUGUCGAUUUCAGGAA